Molecule: messenger RNA, 3694 nt
Organism: Cebus imitator (Panamanian white-faced capuchin)
Lineage: Eukaryota; Metazoa; Chordata; Mammalia; Primates; Cebidae
Product: zinc finger protein 507
Exons: 6
Coding region: 268-2775 (835 amino acids)
Biological process (GO): regulation of gene expression
Cellular component (GO): nucleus
Source: RefSeq, a predicted model, not a curated record
UGAUCCGUCCCCAGCGCCGCCAUUUUGGAGCUCCGGAUGAGGAGGGGGAAAGCGGGGGAAAAGAGGGAAAAGAGCCGGGAGAGAGGUGGGCAAGGACAAGGGCGAGGGCACGGCCGGGUCCUGGCUGGCCAAAGGAGGCUCGCGGAAGCAGCAGCCACCGCCUGACCGCAGCUGGAUUUUGAAGAUUGAUCCAAGGGACUGUAUUAAUUUCAGGAAUUGAUUUGAAAGACACUGGCUCUGCCACUUAACAGCCAUGUAACCUUGGAUAUGGAAGAAAGUAGCAGUGUUGCCAUGUUGGUGCCAGAUAUUGGGGAACAGGAAGCUAUAUUGACUGCUGAAAGUAUCAUCAGUCCUUCACUGGAAAUUGAUGAACAAAGAAAAACUAAACCAGAUCCAUUAAUCCAUGUUAUCCAGAAGUUAAGCAAGAUAGUGGAACAUGAAAAGUCACAAAAAUGUCUUUUAAUUGGAAAGAAACGCACACGUUCAAGUGCUGCAACACACUCUCUUGAAACCCAGGAGCUUUGUGAGAUUCCAGCUAAAGUAACCCAGUCACCUGCUGCUGAUACUAGAAGAACUGAGAUGUCACAAACAAAUUUUACCCCUGACACUCUUGCCCAGAAUGAAGGGAAGGCCAUGUCUUAUCAGUGUAGCCUUUGUAAGUUUCUGUCAUCAUCCUUUUCCGUGUUAAAAGAUCAUAUUAAGCAGCAUGGUCAGCAGAACGAAGUGAUACUAAUGUGCUCGGAGUGCCAUAUUACAUCUAGAAGCCAGGAGGAACUUGAAGCUCACGUGGUGAAUGACCAUGAAAAUGAUGCCAAUAGCCACACCCAAUCCAAAGCCCAACAGUGCGUAAGCCCCUCCAACUCUUUAUGUCAGAAAACCACAGAAAGAAGUAACGAAGCCAUUCCAGACGUCCCCGUAAGUGUGGACAAUCUGCAGACUCAGACUGUCCAAACUGCAUCUGUGGCAGAAAUGGGUAGGAGGAAAUGGUAUGCAUACGAACAGUACGGCAUGUAUCGAUGCUUGUUUUGUAGUUAUACUUGUGGCCAGCAGAGAAUGUUGAAAACACACGCUUGGAAACAUGCUGGGGAGGUUGAUUGCUCCUAUCCAAUCUUUGAAAAUGAAAAUGAGCCCCUAGGCCUGCUGGAUUCUUCAGCAGCCUCUGCGCCUGGUGGGGUCGAUGCAGUGGUCAUUGCUAUUGGAGACAGCGAACUGAGUAUCCACAAUGGGCCAUCAGUGCAAGUGCAGAUUUGCAGCUCAGAACAGUUGUCAUCUUCAUCUCCUUUAGAACAGAGUGCAGAAAGGGGAGUACACCUAAGUCAGUCAGUUACCCUGGACCCCAGUGAGGAAGAAAUGCUGGAAGUGAUUUCUGAUGCAGAGGAGAAUUUGAUUGCUGAUAGCCUCCUUUCAUCGGCACAAAAAAUCAUCAGCAGCAGCCCUCAUAAAAAAGGUCAUGUUAACGUGAUAGUGGAGCGAUUGCCGAGUGCUGAAGAAACCCUUUCACAGAAGCGCUUUCUCAUGAACACUGAAAUGGAAGAGGGAAAGGACCUAAGCCCAACAGAAACCCAGAUUAGGCAUGAAGGAAUGGACGAUGUUUAUCGUGCUGAUAAAUGUACUGUUGAUAUUGGGGGGUUGAUCAUAGGCUGGAGCAGUUCAGAGAAGAAAGAUGAGUUAAUGAAUAAAGGCCUGGCUACUGAUGAGAAUGCCCCACCGGGCCGGAGAAGGACAAAUUCUGAGUCUCUUCGACUGCAUUCAUUAGCUGCAGAAGCCCUCGUCACAAUGCCUAUAAGAGCUGCAGAGUUGACAAGAGCCAACCUGGGGCACUAUGGGGAUAUAAACCUUUUAGAUCCAGAUCCUAGUCAAAGGCAAGUAGAUAGUACGUUGGCAGCAUAUUCAAAAAUGAUGUCACCACUUAAAAACUCUUCAGAUGGAUUAACUAGUCUUAACCAAAGCAACUCCACCUUGGUGGCACUCCCAGAGGGUAGGCAGGAAUUGUCAGACGGGCAGGUUAAGACAGGCAUCAGCAUGUCCCUACUCACCGUCAUUGAAAAAUUGAGAGAAAGGACAGACCAAAACGCAUCAGAUGACGACAUUUUAAAAGAGCUGCAGGACAACGCCCAGUGCCAACCCAACAGCGAUACGAGUUUGUCCGGAAACAACGUGGUGGAAUAUAUCCCGAAUGCUGAACGACCCUACCGUUGCCGCCUGUGUCACUACACAAGUGGCAACAAGGGCUACAUCAAGCAGCACUUACGAGUCCAUCGACAGAGACAGCCUUAUCAGUGUCCUAUCUGCGAGCACAUAGCUGACAACAGCAAAGAUUUGGAGAGCCACAUGAUCCACCACUGUAAGACAAGAAUAUACCAGUGCAAGCAGUGUGAAGAAUCCUUCCAUUAUAAGAGUCAAUUGAGGAAUCAUGAGAGAGAACAGCACAGUCUUCCAGAUACCUUGUCGAUAGCAACUUCUAAUGAGCCAAGAAUUUCCAGUGAUACAGCCGAUGGAAAAUGUGUCCAGGAAGGAAAUAAAUCUUCAGUCCAGAAACAGUAUAGAUGUGAUGUGUGUGAUUAUACAAGUACAACGUACGUUGGUGUCAGAAACCACAGGCGAAUCCAUAACUCUGAUAAGCCAUACAGAGGACAUUUGGCCUUUUGGCAACGUCUGGAGACUUUACUGUGUUUGUCACAACUGAGUUGGAGAGAGUGCUACUGGCAUUUAGUGAGUAGAGGCCAGGGAUGUUGCUGGACAAUCUGCAGCGCCUCAGACAAGCCCCCGCAGUGAAGAAUUGCCCCAAAUGUCAAGAGUACAGAGGCCAAGCAACUCUUUUCUAGAUCUCACUCCCAGUUCACAAGAAACAUGAAGGACAUAGGGACAUUAUGAUAAACUACAUCACCAGAAAGUCCUCUGUGUAGUCCAUGCUAUGAGAGAUUCUGCAAGGCAGAUGGCCUGGUAUCUUCAACAGAUACAUGCAUGAUGGGCGACUGGAAAGAAAGAAGAGCUAUUAUAGAUUAAAAGAGACUUAAGAGACUUAGCGACCAAAUAUGAAAUGUACAUCUCAUUUGGAUCCUAAUUUGAAUAAGACAUGUCUGCAAAAAUCAAGCAAGUUUAAGUUAGGAGAAUACAUGAAACAAGAUUGGCAAGAUGCCAGCAAUCAGUUAUUGAAACUAGAUGGUACAGAUUCAUCACAUUUUUAUUUAUAAUUUUGUCUUUGUUUAACAACUUCCAUAAUCAGAAAUUUUAAAAUGAAUAUUGAUUUUUUUUUAGAUUUAGUCGCAGCAACACCAAUAAAAAUAUGCCUUUUCUCUUUCGAUCCUUUGAAAUGGUGACUCAAUAAUGAAUCUCCUAAUACUGAACUGUCUGUAUUCCUAGAAUAAGCCCCUCUUAAAAGAAUGAGCACAUGCUGGUGCACAAAUAAGGUUUAUAGAGUGUGUGCCCAAAAGCUUUAAGUGCCUAAAAUUUUUAUACAAAGAGGAUUGUCAAUAGUCAGAAUUCUAUUUUCUGCAUAAACAAUAGAGAAUUCAGUGGAAUUCCACUAAUUCCAUCCAAUAUGAAAUGCUAGGCAGCCUUUAAAUAUUUUAUUAUAGUCAUUUAAUAGAAAGGUUAAAUUAUAUUAACAGAAGACUUCCAUGAUUCCAAUUUUAUAAAAGUAAUAUCUGUAUUUUUAAAUACUGGAAAAUAAACAUCAAAAUAAUAAUGCUUA